Messenger RNA from Drosophila miranda, 1159 nucleotides. Its product is annotated as protein mahjong-like. The record is from RefSeq and is a predicted model, not a curated record. Lineage: Eukaryota; Metazoa; Arthropoda; Insecta; Diptera; Drosophilidae. The transcript is spliced from 3 exons. The coding region runs from base 228 to 1136 and encodes 302 amino acids. Gene Ontology annotation, cellular component: Cul4-RING E3 ubiquitin ligase complex; nucleus. Gene Ontology annotation, biological process: protein ubiquitination.
AAAAUAACAAAAAUCAGACCCGACCCGGCUUCAUUGUUUCCCCACCUAUCGACCAGGGCUGCAUGGUUUCAGCAUCGAUUGCUCAAGUCAUCGAUAUAUCGGUUCGAGCGCGUGGUAUGCCGCACGAUUUAUUUUCGCAAGUUGACUAAAUUAUUUACUAACCGUGAGACUGUUGUGAAUCUGUUGGUGCGCGUUAAACGUAUUUUCACAUUUUGUCCACUUUGACAAUGUCAGAGGGCGGUGAAAACGGUAACGAGGCGCUGGCCGGGGCGGCGCAGGAGGACGUUGAUGCGGAACCAGAGAGAGAGGCCAUCAUAGCGAUGGCCCAAGCUGUGGAAAUUGCAUACGAAAGCGACGAUGAUAAUGAUGAUGAGGCAGCCGCAGAAGAGGCAGGAGCAGAGGAGGAUGCCAUGAGCGGUGGUGAUGCGGAAGCCGCUGAGGAAAACGAGAGCGACAGCAGCCCCGCCGCCGACGAUGCCUUUGGCAAUCAAGAAGAAGACACAGCCGCCGAUAGGCGCUCGUCCACCAAGAAAGAGCUGACGCAAAUCAUCGACCGCUGGGAGCAGCAGCAGACUCAAAGUGGCUACGAUCCCGUGCCCACUCUGAAGAGUCUGGCGGAGAUUUUUGAGCGCGAAAAGGACGCCUACAUGCGCAAGGAUCCGGAUCCCUUGGACUCGAGGCAUCCAUAUCGCGCCGAUCCCAGCUGCCAGUAUGGGCUGCUCCUCAAGUUGCUCUUCCGCAAAGAUGUGUUCAUGGGGAAGUUGCUAAACGACUAUCUGCGCGAGAACUACUUCAGUCGCCAGACCAUCAGUCGCAGCUCCCUGGAGCUGAACAUCCUGGCGUGCCGCCUCAUCCUGGAGAUUAUGCCAGGUCUGGAAACAACUGCCGUCUUCCAGACAGCCAACGACGAUGGCACCAUCAAUCGCAUCUACAGCUGGGCGGACGACAGCAUCGAGCCGCUCCAGAGCUAUGCCACCGGACUUCUUGCCGAGGCCAUUGAGGUCAGCGACACUGCGAUCAACUAUCGCGAUCAGAACAUGCGCCUGGUACCCAAGAUGAUCAAGCGCCUGCAGAGAAAGCCAGAGCGAACGACACAUUGCGGUACUCGUGUGAGAGAGGGAUUAACUCAUACAUGAAAAGCAAUACUGAGCACGGCGCU